AUGCGGACUUUGCAAGCAAGGCAGCAGACCGUAGGUCGGUAUCAGGGGGGAUCGUCGCGUGUGGAGGAUGCGCUGUCUUGGUUUUCCAGAACGCAGAAGUGUGUUACGCUUUCGACGACAGAAGCAGAGUACGUCGCGCUUGGUGACGAAGUGAAGGAGAUCUUGUUGUUGAGGCAGAUUUGGCGUUUCAUGUUGCCGCAGGUCGACAUGCCGUGCAUCCCAGUCUUCGAGGACAACCAGGGGGCGAUUCAACUAGCGCAGAACCCCAUCUCAAAGUCUAUCUCGAAGCACAUAGAUGAAAGGCACCAUUUUCUCAGAGAACUGGUAGAGAGGAAGGAAAUCUCGGUGAUCCACGUGCCGUCGCCAUAUUAG
Messenger RNA from Ectocarpus sp. CCAP 1310/34, 372 nucleotides. NCBI's taxonomy places the organism in Eukaryota, Phaeophyceae, Ectocarpales, Ectocarpaceae. The record is from the annotation of a GenBank genome assembly.